UCCCGUUUAGACGAAGAAGAAUGGUGUGAACAAGGAAGUCGAUAUUUUACAGGAAGUCAGCGUAAGCUGCUUUUGUUUUGUUUUGUCUUUGUUUUUCUGUACCGAAUUGUUGGUCAUUUUUCAUCGGGGUAGGUAGCUACAUUAGUUAAUAUGUUAUAAUUUAUUUUAUUUAUCUCUAUUAAGUUUAUUUUUGUACAACAGUCGGCGACAUUUGGCGUUAGCCGAGAGCUAGCUUCAGACGCUAACAACAGAGCUAACAGGCCCGAAGGCCAUCUGUUCAUUGUGUUCCCGUCAGUCAGACACUUAAGCUGUUAUUAUCAAGUGAAUAGCUGUAAGGUUACACUUCGUUUGGAAACAUUAGAUACCACAGUGAACAAAGUGCCAGGGUCGCUGUCACCCGUUCAUCGCCCUGGUAACGUUAGCCGUGCGGGCUAACAGGUUGUAUUGUUAGACAGUCGGCUGACCUUAACGUUACCAACAGAGUGUUUAGUGCCGUCACAUUACUGACAGUAAAGAGACACCCGCAUUGUAACAGACGAUAAGGAGAUUGGAUGAGCAUGUACGCCCCACCGGGUUCUAAUGUUCCUGGAGGCCGGAGGAGGAGAGGGGGUACCUCCCUGCCCAAACAGCCGGAGCGGAGCCUGGUGUCGGCUCUUCCCGGAGCUCUGUCCAUCACAGCGCUGUGCACGGCUCUGGCGGAACCAGCCUGGCUCCGGGUUCAUGGAGGCACCUGUCCGAGACAAGAGCUGGGGGUGGCAGAUGUCUUGGGAUACAUCGACCCUAAGCUUCUGGACGAUUACUGUGUGAACCCGCAGACCAUCUUGCUGCUGAGGGUGAUCGCUGCCUUCUGUUUUCUGGGCAUCCUGUGCAGCCUGACUGCUUUCCUUUUGGACGUGUUUGGACCCAAACACCCAGCGCUAAAGAUCACACGCAGAUAUGCAUUUGCACAUAUUCUCACAGUGUUGCAGUGUGCCACAGUGAUAGGCUUCUGCUACUGGGCCUCGGAGCUCAUCUUGUCUCUACAGCAGCAACAUAAAAAGUACCACGGCUCUCUCAUAUACGUCACUUUCGCCAUCAGCUUUUACCUGGUGGCGGGCGCAGGUGGAGCCUCGAUCCUCGCGACGGCCGCAAACCUCCUGCGCCACUACCCCACCGAGGAGGAGGAGCAGGCUUUAGAGCUGCUCUCAGAGAUGGAGGACAGCAGUGAAACUUUUCCUGCCGAUUAUGACAUUGCCAAUCAGUUUCAGCCACCGCCUGCCUACACGCCCUAGUGCCGCCAGACUGGCCUUGCUAACACGCGCUUCUCUCUCAGCACGGCUAUUGGCUUGAUGAGCAAAUCCCACUCUUUAUCAAAUGGAUAUCUUUGCAAAUACUCUCCAUAAUGAACACAGUGUGUGCACAGUUAGUGCACAAACCCCCUGACUGACAGUGCUUGGGUGCAUGAAAGCUUUCUUUAGUGGUGGCAGAAACUUAGGAGAUGAUUCUUUCUUUCACCACUGAAGUUGUUCGUAAUUUGCAUGUAAAUGGCUUUUAGGAUUUGGUCCUUACAUGUAAAGCAAACUCGACUGCAAGGAGUGCUCAACACGGGUCAUCACAAGUAAUUGAUGAAACAGCCACAGCCUGAUCAAUGCCAAUUAUUGAAGCGGAGCUGUCGGCAUAUUGUCAGCAGUUGUAUUGCUCUUCGUUGGACGUGGAUGGAGCUUUGUUUUGAUUUAAUUUUUGAUAUGCUUGCCAUGUAUAUGAUUUUAUUUCACUGAUAGAUCAAAAAUGCAAAAGUACACUAAGAAGAUUGACUUUUUAUUUUAUAUAAAAUGUCAAAUGGACUUUAUUUAUUAUUUAGUCUUCUGUGCUGUGUCUUUAUUUCCUUUCUUAUGCUUUGUAGACAUCUGUCACCGGUUUAGUCUUAUUUAAUCACAUCUGUUCUUGAAAUAACAUUAGGAAAUUGUCAAAAAAAAUAUGUGAGACAGGUCUUUGUGGUGUUUUAAAAAGGAUCAUGGCAAGUGUUGUGUGUUUAGAGCUAGCAGCCACGGAGAAAAUGGAGAAACAUUUGAAUGUUUCACAACGAGGGUGACAUUUAGUGACAAAUCUCGCCACGUAAGUUGGUCAUGUCAUGUUUCUUGUAUUUCAUUUCAAAAAGAAACUUUAUUUGUACUUUGUGAUUACCAUAUGUGACAGUUUCUUAAGUGUUUGCUAUGCAUGAGGUCUUUUGUGUGCAAAUUUUAAACCUCUUGGCAGAAUCUUACAGGAACAUGUAAGGAGGUGCCAGCUGAGGCUUAAAAUUGUGAUUGACGUGGUGGUUCUAGUUGGGUGUAUAUUGUUCUGUUUGCACCAUUUUCUGCAUUUUGUUCCUCAAACUGUUGGCGAUACUUUCAUCACCAGUAUGUAAAUAUUGAUCGUUUAUACAUAAAAAAGUGGUCAUAAUAAAGUAAAUGCCAUA
Molecule: messenger RNA, 2437 nt
Organism: Lates calcarifer (barramundi perch)
Lineage: Eukaryota; Metazoa; Chordata; Actinopteri; Centropomidae
Gene: tmem127
Product: transmembrane protein 127
Exons: 3
Coding region: 552-1271 (239 amino acids)
Biological process (GO): negative regulation of TOR signaling; negative regulation of cell population proliferation
Cellular component (GO): membrane
Source: RefSeq, a predicted model, not a curated record